AUGGAUCCUAAUCAUUUUCAUUAUCAACAAGCUUUUUUCAAUUACAUGCAAAAUUAUCAAAAUCCUAAUCCUCAAAAUUCUCAAAUUCCACCGGUGCCAACAAACCCCGCCAUAUUUCUUCCGUCACCAAACAAUCCAAAUAUGUAUCCUAUACCUCAAAUGAAUUCUAAUAGUAUGGAAUUCUCUACUCAAGUUCCACCAUUUUCUACUCAAGUCCCACCAUUUUCUACUCAAGUUAGUACUGAAAAAGAAGAAAGGGUUGUCGUUAAAAAAAGAUCUCGAGAGCAAUUUACAAGGGAAGAGGAUAUACUACUUAUCCAAUCAUGGCUCAAUGUUUCAAAGGAUCCAAUUGUGGGAGUUAAUCAAAAGGCUGAGAGUUUUUGGUUAAGAAUUGCUGCUAGUUAUAACCAAUAUCGAAAGAAAAGUGGGACAUCCGAGACCGAUGUCAUGGCAGAUGCACAUGCUAUUUUUGCUCAGGAUCAAGGUACAACAUUCAAUCUUGAGUAUGCAUGGCGAUUGUUAAAAGAUGAAGCUAAAUGGCGCAUCGUCGAAGAAUCGAUUGGAAGUUCUGCAAAAAUAACAAAGACUUAUGCUAGUGGGGCAUCAUCGGAGAACCCAGAUACAACUUCAAGUUAUGAGUUUAACUCAUCAUCACCAAUGGAGCGUCCAAUGGGACAAAAAGCAGCAAAAAAGAAGGGUAAGGCAUCCGAAAUUCCAAAUGCAACGCAAGAUGCAAAGAAUAAAAGAGCAAUAACAAUGGACAGACUUGCGCAAGCUAAGGAGGACGAGCUAGAAUUAAGGGUAGUGCAAAUGAUGAUGAAAGAAACUUCUACUAUGAACGAUAGUCAACGAGAUAUUCAUGAAAAAUAUUGUAAUAAGAUGAAAAAAAAUGAAAUGUAG
Molecule: messenger RNA, 900 nt
Organism: Lathyrus oleraceus (garden pea)
Lineage: Eukaryota; Viridiplantae; Streptophyta; Magnoliopsida; Fabales; Fabaceae
Exons: 2
Coding region: 1-900 (299 amino acids)
Source: RefSeq, a predicted model, not a curated record